GACCGCCCCGCUCCGAGGGCGCGAGCGGGGCUCCGGGCCGGGCCAGCGCCCCGAGGUGGAGGCCAAAGGCGUGCACACCGCUGGGAAAUGCCGGGAGGAGUUCGGGGCGCCCCUCGCUCGCCCGGCUCCGGAGCGACCCCUUGAGCGCACCCACCGCCCCUCGGCUCGCUGCUGGCUGCCGCGUCCGCUCGGCGACCCAGGAGCACGUAUCCAGAUGUUGGCCCAGCCACCACAGGGGAGUCCUCUGGGAGACUGAGGGGCAAGCUCAGGCCAGGUUGAGGCCAAAGGCCAUGGCGGCCCCCCUGGAGCCCCCGGACCAGGCCCCUGGAGAGGGAGCAGGGCUUCUGAUCAUAAAGGUGGAAGACCCCUCCUGGGAGCAGGACUGUGGCCAGCCUGAGGACAGCAGGGAUGCCGAGACCUGCCGCCAGCGCUUCCGGCAGUUCUGCUACCAGGACUCAGGUGGGCCCCACGAGGCCUUCAGCCAGCUGUGGGAACUGUGCUGCCGCUGGCUGCGACCAGAGCUGCGCACCAAGGAACAGAUGGUGGAGCUGCUGGUGCUGGAGCAGUUCCUGGAUGUGCUGCCCGGGGGCCUGGAGGGCCAGGUGCGCGAGAGGCGCCCAGGGAGCGGUGAGGAGGCUGUGGCCUUGGCGGAGGAUCUGCAGAGGCAGCUGGGGAAAGCUGGACAGCAGGAUGUGCCCCAAGGGGUACUGGAAGCCGGGGCUGCAGUUCAAGGAGCCCAGGGGCCUCCCCCAGAGGUGGGGGCACAGAGCCAGCCGCCCCGUGAACAGCCUAGCCACAGUGCCCAGCUCGCCCCCAAGCCCCCUGCCUUUCCUAAAGAGGGGCGUUCCAGAGAAUCUGUGGGUGCCCACCUUGCCUCCGGGGUCCACGGGCCUGUGACAUUUGGAGAUGUUCCCUUCUACUUCUCCCAGGAAGAGUGGGGGUCCCUGGACCCUGCACAGAGGGAUCUCUUCUGGGACAUCAAGCGGGAGAACUCGAGGAACGUCAGCCUGGGUUUAGGGCUCCAAAGUCAGAGCGAGCCAUCUCAGCUGGAGGAGGCGGCGGCGGCGGCGGCGGCAGCAGCAGCGUCCCCUGACCCAGCCGGCGGUGACACGGCUGUGUUCUGGAGCUCCGAAGAGGCCGAGGGCUGGGAGAGCGAAAACAGGCCCGGGGAGGGGCCGCGGGCGGGGGCGGCGCGGCGGGGACGGCCCCCCAUGCGCCGGCAGCAGUUCCAGGAGCUGGCCGCCAAGCGGCCCCACGGCUGCGGGCAGUGCGGCAAGCGCUUCCGCUGGGGCUCAGACCUGGCGCGCCACCAGCGCACGCACACGGGCGAGAAGCCGCACAAGUGCCAGGCGUGCGAGCGCAGCUUCCGCAGCUCGUCGGACCUGGCGCGCCACCAGGGCGUGCACACAGGCCAGAAGCCCUUUGCGUGCCCCGAGUGCGGCAAGAGCUUCAGCCGCAGCGCCUACCUAGCCGACCACCAGCGCAUCCACACGGGCGAGAAGCCCUUCUCGUGCCCAGACUGCGGCAAGAGCUUCUCGCUGCGCUCUUACCUGCUGGACCACCGGCGCGUGCACACGGGUGAGCGGCCCUUCGGCUGUGGCGAGUGCGACAAGAGCUUCAAACAGCGCGCCCACCUCAUCGCCCACCAGAGCCUGCACGCCAAGAUGGCCCAGCCGGUGGGCUGAGCUGGCGCCCCUGCCGGCCAACCGGAACUCACUCCCACUAAGAGGGUUCUCCCACCCGAACCUGGACAGCCGUCCAGCACCCCAGCACCGCACCUCCCUUCUCACAGAGGCCAUAGAUGGGCAGUGGGGGGCGCAGACAGGGCUCACUACCGCUGUAGCCACUGGCCUGCGGUCUAUUUCUGGGGGAUGCAAGGCCGGGCCCUUUGCCUGUUCCAGCCAGUGCCUUCCUAGUGUGGGUGGAGGAUGUGGGGCAGCCUUGUGGCCCUCCGGUCCCCCGCUCCCCAGCAGGGUCUGGGUCUUGGCAGCUUCCCUGUGGGGGUACAGGAACUUCUCGGCCCUGCCCUUCCUCCUGUGACCUCUGCCCUGCCCUGGAGACACUGGCAUUGCCUGUGGUUCUCAGCACUGUGCCCAGCUGCGCCCGGAGGGCUUCCCACUAACCAGUGGGCAGAACUGCCCCUUAGGCACUGCAUCGCCGCUGCAUUUUGGGCAGCUUUUUGUAGCAGGGGACAGACUUCUUGGAAGGCCCUGGGCCAAGGUCCCCAAAGGGCAUUGGAGGGCUUGAAUAAACAUGAAUACCUG
Molecule: messenger RNA, 2264 nt
Organism: Echinops telfairi (small Madagascar hedgehog)
Lineage: Eukaryota; Metazoa; Chordata; Mammalia; Afrosoricida; Tenrecidae
Gene: ZNF213
Product: zinc finger protein 213
Exons: 6
Coding region: 291-1685 (464 amino acids)
Biological process (GO): regulation of transcription by RNA polymerase II
Molecular function (GO): DNA-binding transcription factor activity, RNA polymerase II-specific; RNA polymerase II cis-regulatory region sequence-specific DNA binding
Source: RefSeq, a predicted model, not a curated record